Emiliania huxleyi CCMP1516 is the source of this 1173-nucleotide messenger RNA. RefSeq lists its product as hypothetical. The record is from RefSeq and is a predicted model, not a curated record. The transcript is spliced from 7 exons. Lineage: Eukaryota; Haptophyta; Isochrysidales; Noelaerhabdaceae. The coding region runs from base 52 to 1173 and encodes 373 amino acids.
CGCGGCCGGAAAGCGGUGGAGGCGGAGGAGGAUCAAGCCGGUGAGGCGGACAUGGCGCGGCUUCUCGCCCGAGAGGGGGGCGGCGAGGACGGCGCCAAAGCCCCGCCUCCAGCGCAGCGGCCUCCGGCGUCUCGGCGCGCGAUGCACCUUCUGGUCGCGGUUUUCCCCAUCCUGCUGGGGACUGCUCGCUACUUCGCCCCCAAGUCGUCCUACCCGGUGGCGAGCUUCCCCUCGUUUUGUGUCUCGGCUAAAGCUCGAGCCGACUGGAGGAAGGGCAGGCCGGCAAAGAACCACUCCAUCACGGCCUCGUUCUCUCUCGUCGGGGCGUGGACCGAUAGGCCGCCUUUCCGAUUGGGCUGCGACGAGGGGCUCAAGGGCCGCGUCGACCGGCUGCUGGAUGACCUCUACUCCAAGCCGCGCCGGUUUGCCUCGAGUGACGGCGGCUGGGACGGCGAUCCGGGCACCAUCACGCACCUGCAGUUUCUGAACCUCGACACCGAACCGCUUCUGGCUUAUUGCACGUUGACCUGCGGCACAUCGAGGCGGCCGCGCUGGGGCAGUGCCGCCUGCCGCGGAAAGUUCGACGUCGAGUCGAUCUCGAUUGCUGCCGACGGCAUCAGCGUCGGCUUGCUCAACGCGCCGAUUCGCCAGGUCGCAGAUCUGCUCGUCGGGGAGAUGGGCCACAUCAUCUGCUACGGCGACUCGGUUGCGGCGGUCGCCGUGUGCAACAAGGAGACGUCGCACCUCACGAAGCUGCGCGGCGUGGUCCAGCUGCUCAACGCCGAGAUAAGCGCGCGCGCCACGCUGGUCAACGUCCUCCUCUGGCCUUUUGGCGCCCAGCUGCUCCUUGGCAAGGCCCUCUGGCACGUGACGUGCACCACCUUGACAUGCGCCUCUCCGUUCCCGCGCAAAGUGGACCCGAACUUGGCGGCCGUCGAGCGCGCGCGCGCCGACAUCGCAAAGCUGAAGGAGGUCGGGAUAGAGGCGGAGCUGGGCGAGGGGCGGUUCGACCACAUACGCGACGAGAACGGCGAUGGAGUCUACCACGUUUGGGCGGGCGCGGAUGGCGGCGGAGGGAAGUACGUGAACGGGAUCUACCAGCCGAACCACAUGGAGAACGACGGGAUCGUCUCGAAGCUCGCCACCGGGACGCAGUGGCAGAGUAAAAGUUAG